Messenger RNA from Thamnophis elegans (Western terrestrial garter snake), 817 nucleotides. RefSeq names its product serine peptidase inhibitor Kazal type 2 (gene SPINK2). NCBI's taxonomy places the organism in Eukaryota, Metazoa, Chordata, Lepidosauria, Squamata, Natricidae. The transcript is spliced from 4 exons. The coding region runs from base 47 to 379 and encodes 110 amino acids. The record is from RefSeq and is a predicted model, not a curated record. Gene Ontology annotation, molecular function: protein binding; serine-type endopeptidase inhibitor activity.
GGCGGAGCACUCGGGGGGGCAGGUGGGCGGAACCGUCGUUGUGCCGAUGGCAGGGGGUGUGGCUUCUCCAGGCGCACGCUAUAACUGGAGCGGCGAGCGCAUCUCGCCAGGCGUUUGCUUUUUCCCCGUCUUUCCCAUCAUGAAGAAGCUGAUGGUGCGGCUGCUGUGGGCGCUGGCAGGACUCCUGUUGAUGCUUUCUCUUGCGACAAGUACCACAGAUCCUCAGUGUAACUUGUACACCCUGCCUGGAUGCCCAAGGAAUUUUAAUCCAGUUUGCGGAACUGAUGGAGAAACAUAUGCAAAUGAAUGUAUGCUUUGUAUGACAAACAGAGAGAAGGACAAGGACAUACAAAUUGCCUAUAAGAGUGCCUGUUCAUGAGAGGAGGCUCAAGGAACAGAAAAAACAGAUCCAUAAUCUGCUGAGAAGUUGAAACCAUACUCACUUUAAAUGUGCCUUUAAAGCUGUUAAAAUAAAUGCAAGCUUACAUGCCUUUGUCCAACUUCUGCAUCAGCUUACUUCAAAUGUUUUGUCGAAAUAACUUUUUUUAAAAAAAUUGUGGGUUUUUGUUUUUAUAUUUAAACCUAUUUUUUUAAAGAAAUCAUUCUGAAACAAUAGAAGAAAUAAGUACUGUACGAUCAUUUGGACCAAGCUUAAUUCAACUUGGAUAUAUAGAAAUCGGCAGCUCUUGGCCUCCAACUAAAGGAUGAAAGCAAGAAAUGCUCCUUUAAGUUUACUCAGACUGAGGAAAUCAACAUUUGGAACCAAAUGUACUUUCUAGCACGGAGAAUUUGCUCCUUCUCUGAUCAGAAAUGGGAC